This is a messenger RNA of Drosophila rhopaloa, 638 nucleotides long. RefSeq names its product U-Kazal-Dg21.2. Lineage: Eukaryota; Metazoa; Arthropoda; Insecta; Diptera; Drosophilidae. The record is from RefSeq and is a predicted model, not a curated record. Gene Ontology annotation, molecular function: protein binding. The transcript has 2 exons. The coding region runs from base 13 to 453 and encodes 146 amino acids.
UCAGCGAACGAGAUGCACGGAAGCAGCAAACUGACUUUGACCUUGACUUUGGCCUUCGUGCUCGUCUUUCUUGGGUGCCCCACCACCCAAGCCCAACAGGGUGACCUCUUCCGGUGCAAUGUGCAGUACAAAUGUUCCGAUGAAAAAGAGUUGGUUUGGGCCAUGGGCGACGAACGUUGCCACGUGUUCCACAACAAGUGUCUGCUGAAAGUGGAACAGUGUUCCCGCAAAAGUAGUGGAAGAUCGGAGCUGGUCGAAACCACACGAGAAAUCUGCAAGCCAAGUUGCACAAAGAUUUGUCCGGAUGUCUACGAUCCGGUGUGUGCGCAGAUCUUCCAGGAGGAGUAUAUUACAUUUAGCAAUGAGUGCGAAAUGCGCAACUAUAUUUGCACCAACGAAAGGCCCUACUCCUAUUUUGCGGUCGGAGAAUGCGUUGAGCAACCAGCUGGCUGAUUCUAUUUAAAGCAUAUAUUUUGUUUUGUUUUAGACAGCCCAUUUAAGGAUUUGCAAUAAAUGCAGGUCGCUUUAUGACACAAACAGUCCAAAAUAUGAAUACAAAAUAAACACAAUGCGAACAAAUAACUAGUAUAAAAGCUAAAGGGAAUAAAUUAAUUUCAGUCAUUGCUUAUAUUAUUAUA